AAUGACAGUUCUGACAGAUGGCAUUUUGUGUGGUGUUUAUUUUUGUGUAAUAUUUUCCAAAGGAAAAGAUUGAAAAAUUCAAUUUUCAAUCAAAAUUGUGAUUUUUCGUGAUAGUGAAAUGAGCGAAACGGCAACAAAAACGAAAACAGAAAAAUGUAAGGUGCUCAUUAUUGGUGCCGGAAUGGCAGGACUAUCUGCUGCCUCACAUCUGGCUAAAAAUGGUUUGACUGACUUUAAAAUCCUUGAAGCCAGAAAUCGAAUAGGAGGACGAAUAAUAUCAAUAGAAAUGGGACAGCAGAGGGUGGAACUGGGUGCUAAUUGGAUACAUGGAGUUCUAGGAAAUCCAAUGUUUGAGAUAGCAACAGCACAUGGACUGAUCAACAUCAUAAAUAUACCAAAGCCGCAUAAGAUCUGUUGCUUAACAGAAGAAGGCAAACAAAUUCCCUUUCCCAUACUACAAGACAUUUACGAAGCCUACGUUUGUUUCCUGCGACGAUGCGAAGAAUAUUUCCUCUGUCAGUUCAUUCCGCCGCCCGGAAUCGACAGUGUGGGCGAACACAUAAACCUGGAAUCGGAAAUGUAUUUGGAUAACGAGACCGAUCCCAAGGAGAAACACAUCAAAAAAUUGAUAUUCAACUGUCUGUUGAAGCGUGAGACUUGCAUUUCGGGAUGCCAUAAUAUGAACGAAAUCGAUCUACUGGAAUUGGGUAGUUACACAGAGCUGCAAGGCGGAAAUAUCGUUCUGCCGAGCGGUUACAGUUCGAUAUUAGGUCCGAUAUGUCAACAAAUACCGAAGGAAUCGAUUAUAAAAGCGCAGCCAGUCAAAACGAUACAUUGGAAGCGGAAAAAGACAUGCAGUGGACUGGAAACGGUUGACGAAGACAACGAAGGUGAUUCGGAUGAUUCCGAUAAAACGGUUACCGAAGUACCGGUAGGCGGUCAGGAUGCAAUGGUGAAAGUGGUCACAACCGAUGGUAACGUUUAUCAUGCGGAUCAUGUCAUUUGUUCGAUACCGCUGGGUGUGUUGAAGGAGAAUGGAAAAUUGUUGUUCGAUCCCGAAUUGCCACAAUACAAACUGGAGUCAAUCGAUCGGUUGCUGUUCGGAACGGUUGACAAGAUAUUUCUCGAAUAUGACCGACCGUUUCUGAAUGCUGACAUUAGCGAAGUGAUGCUGCUGUGGGACCAAGAAUCUGACGACAAGGUGGAGAACAUCGAGAAAAAUUGGUUCAAGAAAAUCUAUUCGUUUUCAAAGUUGAGCGAAACGUUGCUGUUGGCUUGGGUAUCGGGACUGGAGGCUGAAUACAUGGAAACGCUAUCUCAUGAGGCUGUUGCCGAUGUGUGCACUGGGAUACUGAGGAAAUUCCUCAAAGACCCAUACGUACCUAAACCGAAGCGGUGCGUUUGUACAAGUUGGCACAAACAGCAAUACUGCCGCGGAUCGUACACAGCUAUGGCGGUUGGUGCGAGUCAAGAAGACAUCGAAAACAUUGCCCAGCCUCUGUACUCAUCACCAUUGCAAUCGAAACCGUCAGUGCUCUUUGCCGGUGAACAUACGCACACCAAUUUCUAUUCGACCGUUCAUGGGGCCUAUCUGAGUGGUCGUGCUGCUGCACAAAUUCUACUAACGCCUGAUUCGCCACAGGAAAUUGUAAUGGAAUCGGACGAAAGUGAUUUGAGUUCUUGGAUUCAAGGGAUAUCGUUGGACUAGAAGUUUUUAGUUUUUUUCGGUUUUUUUUAGAAAUCUUUUUGCCUUUUGCUUACAAGAUUUUGUGAUUUAUUUAGGAAAGCGCCACAACAAUUGUGACAUAGUCGUUCUGGGUGGUGUGGUAGCGUGUCUUUGUAUGUCUGUAACUGAGUGCGUGUGUGUGAAUGAACAAGCAGAAAAGUUGUACGAGAGCUCGGAUUAAUUUAUUAAAGUAACGACCGGAGAA
This is a messenger RNA of Bradysia coprophila, 1931 nucleotides long. RefSeq names its product spermine oxidase. The record is from RefSeq and is a predicted model, not a curated record. NCBI's taxonomy places the organism in Eukaryota, Metazoa, Arthropoda, Insecta, Diptera, Sciaridae. Gene Ontology annotation, molecular function: polyamine oxidase activity.